UUUUCAAACUCCGCAGCUUUGUCCCAAAUGUUUAGGUUGCCUGUUCGUCGUUGUUUUCCAUGGCGAACUACAGCCAGGUCUCCUUGUAGAACUCUCAAAAAUUUAUCGAGAUUAGUCCCAGAACAUCAAGUAGACUCUUUUGGGCUUCCGAUAAAACCAUUAUGGUCAGUUAAUGCACUAUUAGCAUCAUAUCCGCAGCCGAAGCUCUCGACCUCCACCUUCAAACGCUUACACGAAUUGUCCGCUUUGAGCCCUCCUAAGGAGGGUACCAAGGAGUAUGAAAAGCUCAAAAGGGAGCUUGAAGAGCUUGUUAAACUAGUUGAGGCAGUGAAAUUGGUGGAUACCGACGGAGUUCAACCCGCAGAGAUGCGACCUUUCUUGGGAGACGGAGCAGAAGAGGAAGUGUAUGAUGAAGCAACGAGUGAAUUGGAAAUGGGGAGAGUGCUGCUCAAACAUGCUUCACAAACGAUUAACGAUUUCUACGUCGUUGAAGCAGAUAAAAGGCGCUGAACUGGCAAUUCUGCAUGAUAUUCGGAAUAUUGUUAAUACAAUACCACCAUACUGGAAAUGGGUACUGGAGAUCCAGUGGCAGCUGUUGCAGGUUUUCUGCGGGUCUUUCUGGGUUUCAUCAUAAACACGAAGAUCGUUACUACAUCGUAAAAACCUUUAUUGUAGAUUUGAGGAUUGCUCUGCGAGUCUCUGGAUCAUACAAGGGGCUA
Molecule: messenger RNA, 719 nt
Organism: Lentinula edodes (shiitake mushroom)
Lineage: Eukaryota; Fungi; Basidiomycota; Agaricomycetes; Agaricales; Omphalotaceae
Exons: 3
Coding region: 28-510 (160 amino acids)
Biological process (GO): regulation of translational fidelity
Source: RefSeq, a predicted model, not a curated record